Messenger RNA from Oncorhynchus keta (chum salmon), 9123 nucleotides. RefSeq names its product NALCN channel auxiliary factor 1-like. Gene Ontology annotation, biological process: calcium ion import across plasma membrane. Gene Ontology annotation, cellular component: plasma membrane. The coding region runs from base 570 to 1790 and encodes 406 amino acids. The transcript has 3 exons. Lineage: Eukaryota; Metazoa; Chordata; Actinopteri; Salmoniformes; Salmonidae. The record is from RefSeq and is a predicted model, not a curated record. Gene Ontology annotation, molecular function: stretch-activated, monoatomic cation-selective, calcium channel activity.
UGGAGAUGACGCAAACGGACCCCGCUCCCCCCAAAAGUGUUCAAGACGAACAUGGCGGCAAUUUAACCCAGGUCCAAGAUGACUGUGGCCAUUGGGAGAAAAGAUCCAAGGCAUUCAACCCAGAUACGAACUGGAAAAAAUCAACUGGGGCACAAUCAAACGGCUUUUGCUUUCUCAUAAUUGAAUCCGGGAAACUGCAGCAGUAACGGCAACAGCACUGAUAAACUGGCCACAGCUGGUCUCUCUGCGCGCGAGCACCACCCCGGAGAGCAGAAGAGAGGGAGCGAGGCGCGAGGCAUGCGGUUACAGAGAACGUGGUUUCCCCCCGGAGAGCCAUGGAGAACGGGGAUGCGGCAGCGCGAGGCUUAAUCUGUGCGGGCGCGCUAAUUGGAUCGGAAUAACACACCGACGGCGUCUGGCGCGAGAGAGGAGAGCCCAGGACCGGCGGCGGCACGGCAGCCCACCGUUACCGAGGAUAAAUAACCAGAGUCCAUCUCCCAAAGUCAAUGAGUAUAGUGGCAGAGGAGCCCCCGCGGUGGAGUCGGCCAGAGCUGCGCUUUUCCUAAAAUAUGACCAGGGGUGCUUGGAUGUGUCGGAAGCAAGAUGACGGCUUAAAAAUCUGGUUUGCACCCCGAGAGAACGAGAAGCCAUUUACCGAGUCGGAGCGGGCCCAGAGAUGGCGCCUAUCGCUGGCCUCUCUUCUGUUCAUCACCGUCCUGCUCUCUGAUCACUUGUGGUUCUGCGCCGAGGCCAAACUGACGCGGACCCGAGACAAGCGGCAGGACAAGCGGCUCGCCUUUACGGACAUGGUCGAGUACCCAAACUCCACUCACCACCAUACCCCCUCCUCUGACCCCCAUUCCCCCCACGGCCCCCUUGCCAGAAAGUCAGAUGUUAUUUUUAUAGGGAAUUCUACCAAACCUCUGUGGCGACUGGACACCUGUCACCCGGACAGCUUGUCCAAAGACUGCUUCACUUUCACGGACGCAGAGCCCGUCUGCCUGGGCCUCUCCGGGGGCGGGGAGAGGACGCAGUCGGCGGACUUGAAUCUGAGCGAUUUGUAUCUUUCUUUUUGUAAUUCCUACUCUCUUUUGGAUUUGUUUAACGGGUUUACAAGUCCGGACAAUAUAAACUGCAGCCUGGACGUGGCUGAGGGUGACACGCUGGGAUGCAGCGAGUGUGUCCGGGUUUACCAGCGCUUUGACCGGCAAGCUCAGGAGGACUACCGGGAGUUUGAGCAGUUGGUUGAGAAAUAUGAGACUGAUGAAUACUCGGUCAGGACAUGUAUGGAGGAAUGCAAGAUGGUAUAUAAGCCCUGGCUGUGCUCACAGUACUUCCAGACCACACAGAUGCACUGCAGUAAGAGGAUCCCAUGUGGCCAGUACUGUCUGGAGGUGCAGCAGAGGUGUCCCUUCAUCCUUCCUGACAACGACGAUCUCAUCCACGGAGGAAGCCCCAGUUUUAUAUGCACAGGGCUGUUGGAGGAGUACCAUGGGGGCGUGGAUGCAGACGCGGAGUGCUGUGAUGUUCGGUGGGACUUCCAGACAGAAGAUGACAACAACCAUUCCCGGGGGACCCUCAAAAGAACUCACCCAUCCUGUCACCACCGUACCUCUCUCAGUUCCUCGGCCGUGUGCAGAGUGUGCAACAGCCGGCUCAAACUCUGCCUGCUAGUCCUUGUCCUCCUGCACACUGUCGCCUCCCUAACCGCAUCCCACAAUGCAACAGGGCUGGGCCUCCCUGCCUCACUCGCCCCUCUGGAGGAGAGCUCCCCCGCCAACGAGGAGUGAUGGGAUGGCCGAUGAUAUAGGUUGUCACGACAAUAUGAAACAUCUCCGCCUCGGUCGGGAAUGCUAUGUGCUGUUGGCUAGACGUCUGCAGCCGCUGAGCUUUCUGGGUAAUUGAGUCUUUGCAGAGGUGUUGGACUACUUAUAAAUGGAAGACGUGCAAAUCAAUCAAAGCAAACAGACUUACAAACAACGAGACGAAAACAUGACAGUGUCGGGAAAAUGGGACAAUGCAGCAGCCUUUGUUGAGUAGGAAGGCCUCCUCACUGCUGAGUUUCUCUCGCUGCGCUUUUUUACACUGUUUCCCUGUUCUGGCUUUCUGUUGCACUGGCUGACUACCGGAUAACACUCACUGUCCACUUAGAAUGUCCAUCCUUUAUGUUGUUCCUUUAUGGGUCUCUUGUGCAGGAAGGAAAUGUCUCAUUGAUAUAGGAUAGAUAACAUCAAAAAGCAAAGUUGUGAGUGUGUGCGUAUUUGUGUGUGUGUGAUUGUGUGUGGGUGUCUACUCUGAAGUCUUCACUCAUUUGGGUUCCCAUUCCUAAAGCGGCUUUAGAUGUAGGAAAGGACACUAAAAUGUUAGAGUAGUAGUUUGCUCUCAUGGUUCUGUGUGGCUAAAUUGGUAGAGAAUGGUGUUUACACUGCCAUGAUUGUGGGUUCGACUCCCACGGGGGACCAGUAUGAAAAUGUAUGCACUUACUACUGUAAAUUGCUUUGGAUAAGAGCAUCUGCUACAAUGUAAACAAAUGAUCCUUGGUAAAAAUGAACGUACACCCAGACUACACUACUGGCCAGUGAUACAAUUGUAAUGCUUCUCAAUAUAGAAGACAACCCCUUGAUAUAGAAGUAUCCUACUUGCAUUUCUCUGUCCCUACCACACACUCUGUCCAUGCUCUGUGUCUUCUCAGCCCAGCACUCCACACAUAGAAUGUCUACUGUUUGUCUAAUCAAAAUGUCUUACCUCUAUUCUGUACUUGCAUGUGGAGGCUCUUAAUGAUGUGAAAUUCACAGCCUUGUUGGUUUGCUUUACAUAGCCUUAGCCCCCCUCUGUGGUGGAGAACACUACUGCACCCCCAAAACACCACCAGUAAGGUAGCAUGUCCUCUGCUUUCUUCAACUAAUGUUACUUAACUCACAUUGUGUAAAGGGCUUAUUUCUAUAUACAAACACAGACAAAAAUGUGCUUGAGGUAUGGCUUCAGGUAUCUCAGUUCACACUGCAUGCUUAGGGGUAUACCUUCAAAGGUAUGCAUUUGCUUAAAAGGUGUUUAAUGUGUUGCUAUAGAGAGCGGGCAGGUGUAGGACCCAGUAUGUAGUAUGUUUGAGGAGAAACGUUGGGCGGCACAGUAAGGCUGAGAAGCUCAAUGGCAUUAUGUUAACAUUGCUGUUAGCAUUAUGGUUAAUGUGAGCUGGAAGAAAAGGCAAUAUUUAAGGGCUGUUUUAAUCAUUUCUUGUCCCUUUGUUUUCUAGCUGAUUAACUGAACUGAUAGAUAGUGGUGUCAGGUAUUUUAGGCCUAACAAAUGUAUGCUGAAUGCAGAAUUCUCCACUUUCAUGUCUGUUGAAUAUAUAUGUUAGCCUCCUAUUGCUAGGUCCGGCUUGUCAGAUUCUACUAGUCAACUACAGGACCCACAACUUGAGAAACAAGUAGAAAACUGGUUCUCCUCUCAUUCAUUGUUGCAUUCUCCAUUGUGAGAUCUGUCUGUUUACUUGUUGUCUUACUCAUAGUCAUGCUGCAUUCACGACAUGCUGCAUUCACGACAUGCUGCAUUCACGACAUGCUGCAUUCACGACAUGCUGCAUUCACGACCCUCGGAGUGUUGGGAAAUGAAACGUGUAGAGCAAUGGACUUGUGUACAUUCACAUGCUUUGAACUCGUUGAGAACACCAACAGGCUAACGUCAAACUACUAACUUCAACCGUAAACAUACUUUCAUGCUCAAAAACAAAUGAUAGUGUUCAAACCCAUCAUAUUAAUUGUUUUUGAUAAAUAAUGUUUUGUUGUUGCAUUUAACUGCCGAAAAUGCUGUCAUCAAAGUAUUUUCCUUAGGUGAUGUCAGAGUUCAGCAUGUCAUGGAAUUUGGGGUCCAGAGAUGAUACCUGAGUUGCAAGGUUGUAAUUAGAAUUUAGAUUACUCCGAUAGGUUGUGAAUGCAGGAUCUGUUGAUUUGAACCCAUCCUCCCAUCAUUCCCGUUUCUUCUCUGGUUCCAUCAUCCCAUCAUUCCUGUCUCCUCUCUGGUUCCUUCAUCCCAUCAUUCCUGUUUCUUCUCUGGUUCCUUCAUCCAAUCAUUCCUGUCUCCUCUCUGGUUCCUUCAUCCCAUCAUUCCUGUCUCCUCUCUGGUUCCUUCAUCCCAUCAUUCCUGUCUCCUCUCUGGUUCCUUCAUCCCAUCAUUCCUGUCUCCUCUCUGGUUCCUUCAUCCCAUCAUUCCUGUUUCUUCUCUGGUUCCUUCAUCCCAUCAUUCCUGUCUCCUCUCUGGUUCCUUCAUCCCAUCAUUCCUGUCUCCUCUCUGGGUCCUUCAUCCCAUCAUUCCUGUCUCCUCUCUGGUUCCUUCAUCCCAUCAUUCCUGUCUCCUCUCUGGUUCCUUCAUCCCAUCAUUCCUGUCUCCUCUCUGGUUCCUUCAUCCCAUCAUUCCUGUCUCCUCUCUGGUUCCUUCAUCCCAUCAUUCCUGUCUCCUCUCUGGUUCCUUCAUCCCAUCAUUCCUGUCUCCUCUCUGGUUCCUUCAUCCCAUCAUUCCUGUCUCCUCUCUGGUUCCUUCAUCCCAUCAUUCCUGUCUCCUCUCUGGUUCCUUCAUCCCAUCAUUCCUGUCUCCUCUCUGGUUCCUUCAUCCCAUCAUUCCUGUUUCUUCUCUGGUUCCUUCAUCCCAUCAUUCCUGUUUCUUCUCUGGUUCCUUCAUCCCAUCAUUCCUGUUUCUUCUCUGGUUCCUUCAUCCCAUCAUUCCUGUCUCCUCUCUGGGUCCUUCAUCCCAUCAUUCCUGUCUCCUCUCUGGUUCCUUCAUCCCAUCAUUCCUAUCUCCUCUCUGGUUCCUUCAUCCCAUCAUUCCUGUUUCUUCUCUGGUUCCUUCAUCCCAUCAUUCCUGUCUCCUCUCUGGUUCCUUCAUCCCAUCAUUCCUGUCUCCUCUCUGGUUCCUUCAUCCCAUCAUUCCUGUCUCCUCUCUGGUUCCUUCAUCCCAUCAUUCCUGUCUCCUCUCUGGUUCCUUCAUCCCAUCAUUCCUGUUUCUUCUCUGGUUCCUUCAUCCCAUCAUUCCUGUCUCCUCUCUGGUUCCUUCAUCCCAUCAUUCCUGUCUCCUCUCUGGUUCCUUCAUCCCAUCAUUCCUGUCUCCUCUCUGGUUCCUUCAUCCCAUCAUUCCUGUUUCUUCUCUGGUUCCUUCAUCCCAUCAUUCCUGUCUCCUCUCUGGUUCCUUCAUCCCAUCAUUGCCGUUUCCUCUCUGGUUCCUUCAUCCCAUCAUUGCCGUUUCCUCUCUGGUUCCAUGGCAUGUAAUUCCAUAGGCCAACAGUAGAUGGGGUUCUUGAAUAGGUUUAUUUCAAGAAUUUAUUAUAAAUUAUGUAUUAAAGGUAGAAUGUCAAAUGAAAUCCUAGCAAGAUUGGACCACUGAAAGAUGGGGUCAAAGAUAGUCAAAGCAGAUGCAUUAGGAUACAGGAGGCUGAGGUCUUCGGAACCUAGUGAUAAUGGAGGUGUGUGUGUGUAUGUUCGAGGGGCUUCUGGUGGCUCACUAAUUAGUCAAGUUCAGCACAGAGCCAGUCUUCUCUGGAGACCUCAUUAGCAUGACUGUGCCAAGGGGCCUGCAGGUGUGUCGGAAAUGUCCUGUUUUUAGAGCCCUCCGGAGACACAACAUUAACUAGCCCCAUUAAUACUUCUUCAUCAGCACCUAACACCUACUGUAAGUCAGCACACAGCAUACAUACACCUUCAUCAGCAUUACACCUCUAUCAGCCUCUCAUCUAGACCUUCAUCAGCAUUACACCUACAAUAGAUCUGAACGUCAUCUUCUAGUAAACAGACUCGUUCUGUCCAUCUGAGAGAUGAGUGAAAAAGAGGUUGACAGAGAUUCAGAGGGAAGGUAGGGAUAUGGAGAAAAAACAUUAACGGAGGAUGAAAUGAGAAAGAGAGGGAGGAGUCACAAAGUGACAGAGGGGAGAGAAUGGAUGGUUGACAAAUCAAAAUGAACAAAGGGGACCCUAGGCCAAACCCUAAAUCAGCGAGUAUGUGAUGUUACAGUAUGCAAGAGAAUCCCACACAUGGCCAGAUUAAAGCCAUGGCCCUUUUAGAGAGCUCUAAAUAGUAUGUCCUGAGAGGAAAGAGAUAUUAUCACCAAAUAUAAGCAGCUACAAUACCAUUUAGUCAAAGUGCCCUAAAAGGGCUUAUGUUAGCAUGUUAGCUUCAGUGCUACCCUACUGCAUCAAGACAAUCCUUAUACUGUAUCUCCUGACUCUCACUCUUAUGUGUGACCCAUACCCUGUAGGAGUCUAACACGUUAGUAGGCUACUCCACCAAAAUGAGGCCCAGCAAUAUUCUAGGAAAAUUGCAUCUUGUCUUGCUCUUGAUUUUUCCAUGUUCCAUAUCUGAUAUAAGGUCGAGAUCCAAUGACCUUAUGGACAUUGGUGUGAUCUGACCCUGAACAUACAUUACUAUAGCUUUACAUCAACACACUAAGUCAAGUCCCUUUUACAUGCAGUAAUGCAUCAUGUACUACCAAUGGCUGUCCUGGCUGAUGACCACAGUAUGUGUUCUCCAUGCCAUCUUUCACUGACAAUACUGUGCCAUAGACUCACCAUAAACGUUACUGUACACAAGCUUUCUCCAAAUAAAGAUAGACGUUAUGAAAUUCCAUGAAUAUACGUUUUUCUAAUUUCGAUAUGGUCAAUGCAGGCAUGUAUGCAACUCUGCUGUGAUUGCUAGGUUUGAUUCCCUAUUAUGCUAAUGUGGUUUAAGGCCCUAUCAAUUCAAUCUAGAUCACAAUGACAUGGAUGUUGUACUCUAUGUACUAUAGACCUCCAAAUGAGUACCAUGACCCAAUCUAAAGACAUCACAUUUAUAGUGUAGUGUUGCACAUAAUUAUGUGUUCUUAUCCUGUCCCACUCUUCCGCUUGUGCAGCUGCCUUCAUAUACAGUUGAAGUUGGAAGUUUACAUACACUUAGGUUGAAGUCAUUAAAACUAGUUUUCAACCACUCCACAAAUGUCUUGUUAACAAACUAUAGUUUUGGCAAAUCGGUUAGGACAUCAACUUUUUGCAUGACACAAGUAAUUUUUCUAACAAUUGUUUACAGACAGAUUAUUUCACUUACAACUCACUGUAUCACAAUUCCACUGGGUCAGAAGUUUACAUACACUACGUUGACUGUGCCUUUAAACAGCUUGGAAAAUUCCAGAAAAUGAUGUCAUGGCUUUAGAAGCUUCUGAUAGGCUAAUUGACAUAAUUUGAGUCAAUUGGAGGUGUUCCUGCGCAUGUAUUUCAAGGCCUACCUUCAAACGCCUCUUUGAUUGACAUCAUGGGAAAAUCAAAAGAAAUCAUCCAAGACCUCAGAAAAAAAAAUGUAGACCUUCACAAGUCUGGUUCAUCGUUGGGAGCAAUUUCCAAACACCUGAAUGUACCACGUUCAUCUGUACAAACAAUAGUACGUAGGUAUAAACACCAUGGGACCACGCAGCCAUCAUACCUCUCAGGAAGGAGAAGCGUUCUGUCUCCUAGAGAUGAAUGUACUUUGGUGCGAAAAGUGCAAAUCAAUCCCAGAACAACAGCAAAGGACCUUGUGAAGAUGCUGGAGGAAACAGGUACAAAAUUAUCUAUAUCCACAGUAAAACGAGUCCAAUAUCGACAUAACCUGAAAGGCCGCUCAACAAGGAAGAAGCCACUACUCCAAAACAGCCAUAAAAAAGCCAGACUACGGUUUGCAACUGCACAUGGGGACAAAGAUCGUACUUUUUGUCGAAAUGUCCUCUGGUCUGAUGAAACAAAAAUAGAACUGUUUGGCCAUAAUGACCAUUCUUAUGUUUGGAGGAAAAAGGGCGAUGCUUGCAAGCCAAAGAACACCAUCCCAACCAUGAAGCACGGGAGUGGCAGCAUCAUGUUGUGGGGGGUGCUUUGCUGCAGGAGGGACUGGUGCACUUCACAAAAUAGAUGGCAUCAUGAGGGAGGAAAAUUAUGUGGAUAUAUUGAAGCAACAUCUCAAGACAUGGGUCUUCCAAAUGGACAAUGACCCCAAGCAUACUUCCAAAGUUGUGGCAAAAUGGCUUAAAGGACAACAAAAUCAAGGUAUUGGAGUGGCCAUCACACAGCCCUGACCUCAAUCCUAUAGAAAAUUUGUGGGCAGAAUUGAAAAAGUGUGUGCUAGCAAGGAGGCCUACAAACCUGACUCUGUUACACCAGCUUUGUCAGGAGGAAUGGGCCAAAAUGUAUCCAACUUAUUGUGGGAAGCUUGUGGAAGGCUACCGGAAACGUUUGACCCAAGUUAAACAAUAUAAAGGCAAUGCUACCAAAUACUAAUUGAGUGUAUGUAAACUUCUGACCCACUGGGAAUGGGAUGAAAGAAAUAAUAGCUGAAAUAAAUCAUUCUUUCUACUAUUAUUCUGACAUUUCACAUUCUUAAAAUAAAGUGGUAAUCCUCACUGACCUAAGACAGAAGUGUUACUAGGAUUAAAUAUUAGGAAUUGUGAAAAACUGAGUUUAAAUGUAUUUGGCUAAGGUGUAUGUAAACUUCCGACUUCAACUGUAAAUGUCUCUCUUUCUUUUUCUUUCUCUCCCUCUCUCUUUUUAGCCAUGUUUUUGUUAUGUCCCGUGGAUCUAUGCAGAAGCCCAUUCCUUUUUUUGGUUGUAAAUAUGUUCCCUCGAAUAUUGAACGAUGUAUCAGUUAUGUAUUUGCUUCCAGGUUAUCUUGCGUUUUGAGUUGAUGUCAUAUUUCUUUACUCUUCUUCUUUUAUUUUUUCCCCCCUUGAGCGUCUGAAAUCAUUUGUUGCGUUUUUGUUGAAGUAGGAAGAGAAUGCGAUGGGGCUUAACCAAUAGAAUUGUCCUCAGAUUCACAUGUUUAUUGAGAGAGGAUAUGGGACUGUGUGUGUGUGUGGGAGAGAGAGAGAGAAAGAAAGAUAUAUGAUUAUAAAAAAGGUUCAAAGGCAUAUAGAGGUAUCAUUACAGUUAUGGUUAUUAUGAUUACUAUUAUACUACCGGUAUAUUGUAAUAUUAUAGAUGCUUUAGUUCAGUAACUUCUUUAAUUUUUUUACAAACGACUUUGAUGAAAUGAUUUAUAAAACAAUCUCACAAGUCAUGAUCUUUUGGAAAAGUAUCAAAACUACUGCUACAAUGAUGAAAUUGUCUUCUGAUUCAAAUAAAUGCAGACAUGUAAUAUGUU